Messenger RNA from Chaetomium strumarium, 977 nucleotides. RefSeq lists its product as uncharacterized. Bases 89 to 793 code for a protein of 234 amino acids. The transcript has 2 exons. Lineage: Eukaryota; Fungi; Ascomycota; Sordariomycetes; Sordariales; Chaetomiaceae. The record is from RefSeq and is a predicted model, not a curated record.
GUACUUCGUCGAUGCGGAUUUCAGCCGUCGGAGGCCAUCUGCCGAUUGUGCCUGACGCGAAGAUUGAUUGGACGGAAUCAGUGGUAACAUGCUACGACUCGCAUCGAGAUCUGAGGGCACUCCAGCCAGCCUCCCGGAGUCCUGCCCUACUUACGGUCUAACUAGCCUCUGCCACAGUUCGAAAGUCUUUUCCGCUACGUACGGAUACAGCUGUGUCCCUCGAACUUAUUGUUUCAUUUCCAGGACCAUUGUCUUGGUUGGGGCUUACAACAUCGCCGCAAUUACGCGUCAGCUCUCUGACCUCCUCCACUCUCGAUCAACUUUCCCCUCCAUCUGCAACAGGCAUUUCCCACUGGGAGAUGUCGCGUUCAUUGUCUUUGUGCCACUUUGGAUCCAAGAGCAUCAGGCUUACUCAGAUGGCGGUUUCAAACCACCCAAAGCGCAUUGUAUCUGUGGGCACGCCUCCCUCGGGUCACGGCACAGUAGCGGUGCAGUGGUUACAGGUUACACCAACGGGUCUCGCUUCGGCCUCUUUCACCACAAACGGAGCGCAGAUGCAGUCGUACAUGUACUUCUUAGUUUCACAGACACCCGAGUCUUCCGUACAGAGGAGGGCUUGGGACAUGGGACGUUUAAUAUUCACAUCCGUCAACUGGACUACAAGCCCACCAAGUGGAAGGGCAUGCAUUUGGCCUACAUAAAUUCCCUCCAUCCAUCGCUUGUACUUGACGGAGCUCCUAUCAUCCAUGUAACAACGAACAGCGGCCUGUCACUUAAGUUGAUACACGGCUAGUGUUGCCAUGAGUGUCUGAUACUGUAAGAUAAUACUGGUACAUAACGCCGAACUGGACCACAGACAUCCAUGAGCCAUUCACUCUACAGCUUUGGCGUUGCGGCAGCCUGCAGCAUGUUGGUGUGCACCUUGUAUAUCUUUACCAGCUGGCGUACAGCGAGAUCGAGCAGGACGUCCUCGGAUC